Molecule: messenger RNA, 423 nt
Organism: Hirundo rustica (Barn swallow)
Lineage: Eukaryota; Metazoa; Chordata; Aves; Passeriformes; Hirundinidae
Product: acidic proline-rich protein PRP25-like
Exons: 2
Coding region: 1-423 (140 amino acids)
Source: RefSeq, a predicted model, not a curated record
AUGGCUACCCGAUCCAAACCCGGGCAGGGACUAAGGAAAACCACAGCGUCCCGACCUCCCGUGCCUCUUCCCGAACGCGAGUUCCACAAGUGCAACUCCAGCGCCGUUCGCUCGAGUGCGGCGCGCACUUCCCACCCGCCGGCAAACCGCACAGCCCUGGGAAACCUCACCCCCGAUCCCGACCCUGCCUCGCUAAGCGCCCGCGAUCCCAAGGAAGCGGGAUCCCAGGGAGGCGUCCCUCCCCCGGCGCCCCCCGAGCCGCUGAGGGCGAGCGGGCCGCGCUCCCCCGGCGUGCCCCGUUACCUGCGGGGGGCGCAGCCCCGGGCGCUGCCCCGUGAGGGCCACGGCCCCGCCGGGCACCGCCGCCCGCCCCUCUCGGCCGUGGCAACGGAAGGGCGGAGCCCGCCCGCCGGCGCCCGCUGA